Molecule: messenger RNA, 2230 nt
Organism: Clarias gariepinus (North African catfish)
Lineage: Eukaryota; Metazoa; Chordata; Actinopteri; Siluriformes; Clariidae
Gene: mstnb
Product: myostatin b
Exons: 3
Coding region: 215-1435 (406 amino acids)
Biological process (GO): SMAD protein signal transduction
Cellular component (GO): extracellular region
Molecular function (GO): cytokine activity; growth factor activity
Source: RefSeq, a predicted model, not a curated record
GUUGCUCCGAGCAGCCAAUCAUAGAUUCCGACGCCAGAGCCUAAAUAAGAGCGGCGGAAUAGUUUGUCGGUAUAAAAAGGCUUUUGGGCGAAUUGAAGCAUGCCAUCUGCCGCUACCUGCCCGGUGUGCAUGGCGCACGGUGUUAUUGUUACUGCUGCCACACAGAGAAGCACCAGUUCGUCCUCACUCACGCGCCGCUCUGACCGGCCUCAUCAUGCAUUUGGCGCAGGUUCUCAUCCCGCUGGGUUUCGUGGUGGCUUUCGGGCCGAUGGCGCGCGCUGACACCGGAGCACCGGAGCAGCAGCAGCACCAGCAGCAGCAGCAGCAGCAACACCCGCAACAGCAGCAGCAGCAACACCCGCAACAGCAGCAGCCCACCGCCGUGACCGAGGAGGCGCAGUGUUCCGCCGCCAGCGUGUGCGCGUUCCGCCAGCACAGCAAGCAGCUCCGUCUGCAGGCCAUCAAGUCUCAGAUCCUGAGCAAGCUGCGCCUGAAGCACGCGCCUAACGUCAGCCGAGACGUGGUCAAGCAGCUGCUGCCGAAAGCGCCGCCGGUGCAGCAGCUGCUCGACCAGUACGACGUGCUCGGGGACGACGGCAAGCCGGGCACCGCGCUCCCGGACGACGAGGAGGACGAAGAGGAGCGCGCGACCACCGAGACCGUCAUGAGCAUGGCCGCCGAGCCCAACCCCGACGUUCAAGUAGACCAAAAACCGAAGUGCUGUUUUUUCUCCUUCAGCCCAAAGAUCCAAGCGAGCCGCAUUGUAAGGGCACAGCUCUGGGUGCACUUGCGCCCAGCGAACGAAGCAACCACGGUGUUCUUGCAGAUAUCACGACUCAUGCCUAUCAAAGAUGGUAGAAGGCAUGUGAGAAUACGUUCGCUGAAAAUCGAUGUGGAGGCCGGCGUCAGGUCGUGGCAGAGCAUCGAUGUCAAGCAGGUACUUGCAGUGUGGCUGAGGCAACCGGAAACCAACUGGGGAAUCGAGAUCAACGCGUUCGACUCCAAAAGCAACGAUCUGGCUGUCACCUCUGCAGAGCCUGGUGAAGAGGGACUGCUUCCAUUCUUGGAGGUCAAAAUUUCCGAAGUGCCCAAGCGAACCAGGAGAGAAUCAGGACUGGACUGUGACGAGAAUUCGUCCGAGUCCCGCUGCUGCCGCUACCCCCUUACGGUGGACUUUGAAGACUUCGGCUGGGACUGGAUUAUUGCCCCAAAACGCUACAAAGCUAACUACUGCUCGGGCGAGUGUGACUAUUUGCAUUUGCAGAAGUAUCCACACACGCACCUGGUGAACAAAGCCAACCCGCGUGGCACUGCCGGCCCCUGCUGCACGCCCACCAAGAUGUCUCCCAUCAACAUGCUUUACUUCAACGGAAAAGAGCAGAUCAUCUACGGCAAGAUCCCCUCCAUGGUGGUGGACCGCUGUGGCUGCUCGUGAUCGAUGUGCCCAUGCAGGGACUCGUGCCGUUCUGUUUCCAAACAUUUCCCUCUGGACUUCUUUACGACACCUUACAACCAUUAUCCAUGCUAACACUGUGCAAUAUGCAAUAGAACCAGAAUAGCAGCAAGCAAGGAACCAUCCACAGAGCACCGCUUACUUUCACUGACUUUUUAUUCGUUUACGCUUUAUCUGCAUCUUGGGGUCAGAGGUCACAUGGACGUACUGAAGGAAUGUAAUGCCGGUCCGACUUGGAGGAAUGGACGAAAAAAUAAUCUAUACAGUUCACGUAGUACCAAAAAAACACACAUUCAAACCAGUUCAACAAUAUCCAUUUAGUCAUGUUCUCACUCCAAACAGCUGUUAAGAGUCAAGUAUCCAAGAGCAACAGAGAAGGACUCAAGGACACUUUUGAAAAAGGAAGAAAAAAAAAAAAGCUUGAAUACCUGUCUAAAGAUUUUAGGCAACCUGAAGCAAGUCUUCGUUUUACAGUAAACACAACAUACCAGUUAAUUGUAUUGUAACUUUUCACUACUCAACUGCUUGAACCUGCCCUAUACACUUGAACUAUUAUUAUAUUAAUAAGGACAGAAGGACUUGAACCAGAGGCACUUUGAAUGCAGUCUACAUGUUGAAAUGUGUUAAAGACAGAGUUUUUUUUUUUGUUGUUUUUUUUAUUUUUAUUUUAGUAAGUGUGUGUGAAUGUUCAAACCACGCCGCUUACUCUCUGUCUUCAAACCACAGUUUGCACUAUGGCAGACCAAUAGAAAGAAUUGGUUGCUAAAAAUAAUAAUU